This is a messenger RNA of Andrographis paniculata, 729 nucleotides long. RefSeq names its product putative expansin-B2. The transcript is spliced from 4 exons. Gene Ontology annotation, cellular component: extracellular region. The record is from RefSeq and is a predicted model, not a curated record. NCBI's taxonomy places the organism in Eukaryota, Viridiplantae, Streptophyta, Magnoliopsida, Lamiales, Acanthaceae. Gene Ontology annotation, biological process: sexual reproduction. Bases 1 to 729 code for a protein of 242 amino acids.
AUGGAUCCUUAUUUUGAUGACGUAGGCUCUUAUUCAUUUUCGCCUUCUGUCGCGACAUGGUAUGGAGAAGCUAAUGGGGCCGGAAGUGGGGGUGCUUGUGGAUUCGGAGACGAAGCAUUAGGAAUUCAUCCAUAUAAUAGCAUGACAGCAGCUGGAAAUCAAAAUUUAUUUAAAUCUGGAAGAGGUUGUGGAACUUGCUACGAGGUGAAAUGUACUUCGCAUCCAUCUUGUUCUGGAUCUCCGGUUAAAGUGACGAUUACAAAUGAAUGUCCCGGCGAUUGCAACAACGAACAAUUUCACUUUGACUUGAGUGGAAAAGCAUUCGGAGCAUUAGCUAAACAGGGACAAGAGAAUGCUUUACGCAACGCCGGAAGAAUUGACAUUCAACAUAGGAGGGUUUCAUGCCUUUACAAUGUGAAGGGUAUCACAUUCAAGAUUGAUACCGGAUCGAAUCGCAACUAUUUAGCUUUUGUGAUUGAGUAUCAAAACGGGGAUGGUGACAUUGGCAGCAUCGAGCUAUUGCCUUCGAAUAGUAAACAAUGGCUCGUUAUGCAACAAUCAUGGGGAGCAACUUGGAAGUGUGAUCUUCCAAACGGCAUCGAAGGUCCUUAUUCUGUAAAAUUCACUACCAUCGAAUCAAAGAAGACAAUUGUUGCACUUAAUGCAAUUCCAGCAAAUUGGACCCCAGGAUCUUCGUAUUCUUCGAAUGUAAACUCAAUAUUUCUCUAA